AUGAUUGAAGCAGGAGACCUCAGAAAUAAGACAUUGCUCCACGGCGCAGCACGAGCCGGCGAUCUGGAAACAUUAAACUUACUUCUGGAACGCAAUACCUACGAAGAUGCGAGGGAUUCGAAUAGAAGAACUCCGUUGCACUACGCCGUUGCUCACCCUGCGCUUGUCAGAAGGCUUCUUGAUGGAGGGGCCACUGUUGGACCGAAAAACAAACUAAACCAAACUCCGCUAUAUGCCGCAGCCUCCAUAGGAAAUGCAGAGUCAGUUCGGACCUUACUUGAGAGAGGGGCUAGUCCGCGUGUGAGGGAUUCAAGCGGAAAGACCGCAUCUGAUAUUGCAUUGGAGAACGGACACAACAAUAUUGUUGAAAUGCUUUCACAAAAUGUUUAG
Morchella sextelata is the source of this 390-nucleotide messenger RNA. RefSeq lists its product as uncharacterized. The transcript has a single exon. Gene Ontology annotation, molecular function: protein binding. The record is from RefSeq and is a predicted model, not a curated record. Bases 1 to 390 code for a protein of 129 amino acids. Lineage: Eukaryota; Fungi; Ascomycota; Pezizomycetes; Pezizales; Morchellaceae.